Molecule: messenger RNA, 13545 nt
Organism: Homo sapiens (human)
Lineage: Eukaryota; Metazoa; Chordata; Mammalia; Primates; Hominidae
Gene: WTIP
Product: WT1 interacting protein
Exons: 8
Coding region: 218-1510 (430 amino acids)
Biological process (GO): miRNA-mediated gene silencing by inhibition of translation; response to hypoxia; negative regulation of hippo signaling
Cellular component (GO): adherens junction; nucleus; P-body
Molecular function (GO): transcription corepressor activity
Source: RefSeq, marked validated
CAUUCCUCCGCCGCGCGCGCCGCCGAGCAGGGCGCCGCGUCCCCCGGCCCGCGCGUGGCCGCCGGAACGACCCCGGCCCGGCGCCGGCCCCGCCCCGCCCCGCGCCCAGGGGUCCCGGGGCGGGCUCCGGGCUUCGGGCGGACGAUGCGGCGGCCCGGCCGGAGCGGCGGCGGGAAGCGGAGGCGGAGGUGACGCGCCAGGGCCGGCGGGCCGGGCCAUGCAGCGCUCCAGGGCGGGCGCGGACGAGGCGGCCCUACUCCUGGCCGGGCUGGCCCUGCGGGAGCUGGAGCCCGGGUGCGGCUCUCCCGGUCGGGGGCGGCGGGGGCCGCGGCCUGGGCCUGGAGACGAGGCGGCGCCCGCGCUGGGCCGCAGAGGGAAGGGCAGCGGCGGCCCCGAGGCCGGGGCGGACGGACUGAGCCGCGGGGAGCGGGGUCCCCGGCGCGCGGCGGUUCCGGAGCUCAGCGCGCAGCCUGCGGGCAGCCCACGGGCCAGCCUGGCGGGGUCCGACGGCGGCGGCGGUGGCGGCAGCGCCCGAUCCAGCGGCAUCAGCCUGGGCUACGACCAGCGCCACGGCAGCCCGCGCUCCGGUCGCUCGGACCCGCGUCCCGGUCCCGGGCCGCCUUCGGUGGGCAGCGCCCGCUCCAGCGUUUCCAGCCUCGGCUCCCGGGGCUCGGCCGGCGCCUACGCUGACUUCCUCCCGCCCGGCGCCUGCCCCGCGCCCGCUCGCUCCCCGGAGCCUGCGGGGCCGGCUCCCUUCCCGCUGCCUGCACUCCCGCUGCCCCCUGGCCGGGAGGGCGGCCCAAGCGCGGCCGAGCGGCGGCUGGAGGCGCUCACCCGGGAGCUGGAGCGGGCGCUCGAGGCGCGCACGGCGCGGGACUACUUCGGCAUUUGCAUCAAGUGUGGGCUUGGCAUCUACGGAGCCCAGCAGGCGUGCCAGGCAAUGGGGAGUCUUUAUCACACUGACUGCUUCACCUGCGACUCGUGUGGGAGACGACUCCGUGGGAAGGCGUUCUACAACGUGGGUGAGAAAGUGUACUGCCAGGAGGACUUCCUGUACUCCGGGUUCCAGCAGACGGCCGACAAAUGCAGCGUGUGUGGACAUCUCAUCAUGGAAAUGAUCCUGCAGGCCCUGGGCAAGUCCUACCACCCAGGCUGCUUCCGGUGCUCCGUGUGCAAUGAGUGCCUGGACGGGGUUCCCUUCACCGUGGACGUGGAGAACAACAUCUACUGCGUGCGAGACUAUCACACGGUUUUUGCACCAAAAUGCGCCUCCUGUGCCCGUCCUAUCCUCCCUGCACAGGGCUGCGAGACAACCAUCCGUGUGGUGUCCAUGGACAGAGACUACCACGUGGCAUGUUACCACUGUGAGGACUGCGGGCUGCAGCUGAGCGGGGAGGAGGGACGCCGUUGCUAUCCCCUGGCGGGCCACCUACUGUGUCGUCGUUGCCACCUGCGGCGCCUCCAACCUGGGCCUCUUCCCUCACCCACUGUGCACGUCACUGAGCUCUGAGCAGGGGAAAACCCGUCCCUGGGCCGGGGUGGGUGUGGGUGUGGAGGGAGGGCCCGCGUGGGUGGCCCUGGUCAGCGUCAGGGGAGCUCCCUCCAAUCAGUUUCCCACCGAGCUGCUGUCUGCAGGGGCCGGACCCCCGCGUGGAAGCUUCUAUUUAUUCACCGUCUGUGCCUGCUCAAGUCACUUCCCUGCGGGCCCUGCCUCCCACCCACCCCAUCACCAGCUUUCCACUUGGAGGCCCCCUGUGCCCUGCAGCCUCAGGGUAGGCCGUGGGUCACCAGGCUGGAGAGGGCCCCUGCCUUGGCCAGGGGUGCGAGGUGACCCGGCUGCAUUGCUGGGUGGGAGCUGCUGUCUGUUGUUCAGGGGCCUGGCCCCCGCCCUCCCCCCCGACCCCGACCUCGCAAAGCGCACUCCCGGGCAGGGUGUGGUCUGGAAGGCGGGGCUGGCGGGGACAUGGGUGUUCCUGCAUCUCCUAGCGCAGUUCCUGCUGGUGGGUGGAAGGGUGCCUGGUUUAGGCGGGGUCCCAGGAGGGGGUGAGGGGUGACACCCUUGGGGAGGGGGCCUGCAAAGGGCACUGCCUGUGGCCACGUGGUGUCUGUGGGAAUUGGUCCUGGGGACUUUGAUGGGUGUUUGCGGCCCCAGUUGCCGCCCUGCUCCCUCUUCCAGGGCUCCUGGCUUGGGCCCCCCGACCCCCCUGCUCAGCUCGGGAAAAUCCCCGUGCGGCUCCAGCCCCGGGUCACGCUCAGGAGCGAUGAGAGGGGCGCCCUGGCCACGCUUCAGGAAAGCCUGUGUCUGCGCGCGGGGCAAGGGGCUCCACGACAAAAGGACAAGAUUUGACUUAAAUUAAGUUUUUCCCUUGAGGAUAUUUUCAUUUUCUUUAAAAGAAUAUAAUUUUCUUCUAAGAUCUUGGACCAGCCUUGUUAUUUUUAAAGCAAAUGCCGGCAAACUCACAAGUGUCUAGUUUGUCUGUUACGGAGCUGGUUUUCAGGUGGUAAGAACCUUGUGGUUUCAGGACUUUUGUCCUGAAAUUCCUCUAAAACUUCGCCACGCGUGUCCACCUUUCAGACUUUAGGGUAGUGUGGGGUUCCGUGUGUGUCCGGGUGUUAAGGGCGGUCGCCCCAUGAAAUGCAGUGUGGAGGUCCCUCCGUGCUCCCCGGGACACACUGACGGGAAUGUGGGGUCUGGACAUGGGAGGCCCUGGUCCUGAUGCGGAAUCCCCAGGGGUUCAGGGGACAUCUGGACUGAAGUCACUCGCCCCUGGGAGAGCCUGGACCCACCUCUUGGCUGCUGCUCUCCCCUUCCUCCCCCACCGUCAGGUGUGAGUUCUGUGAAUCACUCGCGGGGCUGGGCUAGGCUCCGGGAACCAGCAGGGCUGUCCAGGCCGAGCCCAAGGGAACAAACACCAGGAGGCGCCCGCAGGGAAGUGGCGGCUUCGGAGUCCAGCAGGGCCGAGGCAUGGCGCGGGCGCCACCUGGUGGGCUGAGCCGGCAAGUACAGGGGUGGUCAGGGAGCCUUAGCCAGGGACUUACACAGCGUGGAGAGCGCUGCAUCUUAGAGUGGGGCCUUCAGCAGGACCAGGGGCCACUUCUUGGAGGAGGUGAUCCCACUGGGGCCAGAGAGUAAAGUCCAGGCGUGGAGGCUCCGGUGCUGGCUCUCUCCUGCUAGCUGAGCUGCUUUUUCUUUUCUUUUCUUUUUUUUUUUUUGAGACGGAGUGUCAUUGUGUCACCCAGGCUGGAGUGCAGUGGCACAAUCUUGGCUCACUGCAGCCUCCGCCUCCCGGGUUCAAGCAAUUCUCCUGCUUUAGUCUCCCGAGUAGCUGGGACUACAGGCGCACGCCACCACGCCCGGCUAAUUUUGUAUUUUUAGUAGAGAUGGGGUUUCACCAUGUUGGUCAGGCUGGUCUCCAACUGCUGACCUCAGGGGCGAUCCACCCACCUCAGCCUCCCAAAGUGCUGGGAUUACAGGUGUGUACCACUGUGCCCGGCUUUUUUUUUUUUUUUUUUUGAGACAGGGUCUCGUUCUGUCGCCCAGGCUGGAGUGCGUUGGCACAAUCUGGGCCUACUGCAACCUCUGCCUCCAGGGUUCAAGUAAUUCUCAUGCCUCAGCCUCCCCAGUAGCUGAGACUACAGGUGUGCCCCAUGACGCCCAGCUAUUUUUUUUUUUUUUUUUUUUAAAGACAGAGUCUAGCUCUGUCGCCCAGGCUGGAGUGCAGUGGCGUGAUCUGGGCUGACUGCAACCUCUGCCUCCCACGUUCAAGCAUUCUGCCUCAGCCUUCCAAGUGCUGGGAUUACAAGUGUGCGCCACCAGGCCUGGCUAAUUUUUGUAUUUUUAGUAGAGUCGGGGUUUCACCAUGUUGGCCAGACUGGUCUGGAACUCCUGGCCUCAAGCGAUCCAUCCGCCUUGACCUUCCAAAGUUCUGGGAUUACAGGCGUGAGCCACUGUGCCUGGCCUUACUUUUUGUAUUUUUAGUUGAGAGGGGGUUUCAGCAUGUUGGCCAGGUUGGUGUCAAACUCCUGACCUCAAGCGAGCCCACCUUGGCCUCCCAGAGUGUUGGGAUUACAGGCUUGAGCCACCGUGCCUGGCCUGGGCUCCUUUGCCUUCUAACUGGUCAGUUGCAAAGCUGUCCUCUGAACUGUCCUCUCUGCUUCCUCCCUCAAACCUGCUUUGAGCCGGGUUUCUCCUUGUUGCCAACCCGGUCCUUCUCCUCCCCUUCCUUUGCAUGUGCCAUGGUGGGCCCUGUGCUUAUAUCCAUGGGGUUGCUUCACUGAACCCUGCUCCAUCCCGGUCACCAUGCACGCUCCUGCCAGCUGGCCUGAGUCAUCACAGCUUGGAGUCCCCCCAACCCCACCCAAGUAACACACUUUGUCAAAGGUCGCAGUCAAGGGACUGCAUAGGCCCUUGGGGCAGUGGCCUCACCAGGCCACACUCUGCCCUUUCUUUCUGGGCCCCUGGGCCCCGCAUUGCCUUCUGUCAGGGCUGGUGGCCACUGCUCCACCUCCUCCCCCGGAGCUGUGCAUGGCAGUUCCCUCCGUGGGAGCCACUCUCCCGGGGUUUCUUCCUCUAUGAAGAAACCUUGGCCUCUAUGAAGUCAGGCCCCAGUUGUGACACCUCACUUGACACCCAGAAGUCUUGGCCUCUGCUCUCCAAGCUCAUUUGCCAACAGCAGUAUCUCCAUUUCAUGCCCAGGGGUGACACUGACCCCAUGAUUAUAGAGAUGGAGGAUGCUGUGUGAGAACUGGGCUGAGCCAUGCCAGUGGCCUGUGACCCUCCAGCCCUGGAUGCCACCCCCCACCUGCCCAAGGGGACCCCCACUGAUGUGGUCUCUGCUGACACCUGUGCCUGUGCCUGGGGUCCCUGUCAUCCUUCCCUGGUCUGAGUGGCAAGUCUCCUGCCAUCCCUGUCCCCGCUAUGCGGUGAGCUCUUCAGCUUGGGCCCGCCUGGUGGCUCACGCUACUCUCCACCGUGCCUGGAUUAGGGCGAGUGCUGAGGCUGGAGCUGACCCUGCCCUGGCCUUCAGGGUCUUGGCUUAGUUCCACCUGCACUGGUCCAAGUCCAGCCUGGUUGCCUAGUGAAGGAUCCACAGUGGGUACAUAAAGGGCCAAGCGCUGUCCACGUGGACACAUCCUAUGUGGGCGUGAGUGCUCCCUGCAAUCCCCAGACAAGCCUGCCUCUCAGCGGGGCUCAGCUCAGAGACAUAGACCCUGGAGGGCUGAGUCUGCCUGUGUGCGUGUGUGUGUGCAUGUGUGUGUGUGUGAGAGAGAGACAGGGAUGGGGGGAGAGUGUGUGUAUCAAUGAGAGAGACGGAGAAAGUCGUGUGUGAAAGGGAUUGAAUAUUUCAGAAAAUGAAUGAGAGAGAUUGGGAGAGAUGGUGGGAGGUGGAGUGGGAGAGAGACCUGUUGUUUAAGAGGGAGACUGAGUGACUCCGAGAAUGAGGGGGAAAGAUACGGAGACAGGAUAAGCUGCAGAGAGAGAGGGAGAGAGGGAUUGAACUGGAGCGAGACCAACAGAGCCCUGACGCUGGGAUUUGGGAGGAUUUGGUGGGUUCUCAGUGACCCCACUGAGGCCUGACCCACCAGUGGAAAAGGCUCACCUCCUGUAAGUGACCACACUGUGGGGUGUAAUUGUGUGUUUGUUUGUGUGUGUGUGUGUGUGUCUGUGUGUGUGUUGGCGUCGCCCUGAUGGCCUCUUGGAGGGUCCUGGGGUGGGUGGGUCUUGGGCAUGGGGUGCCCUCUGCCCUCAUUCUUUCUUCAUCCGGGCUCCCUGCCCCUGUUGGGGUGGGAAGCACAGAUGUCAGCUUGCUGAGCUGCAGGUACCAUGACAAUCCCAAGUGGAACUGCUCUUGGGGGGCUGUGUGGGGAGGGGCCACUGGGCAGGAUUUAUGAGACCUGGGCAGAGGUGUGGGGAGCAGUGUGGGCCAGAGGGUGACUGGGGGUUGGGGUGAGUUGGGUAGGGUGCAGCUGUGCUCAUCCCUCCCACCCAGCCCCACCCUGAGGCUGGUCUCUAGCUCGUGAGCAGAGGCCGAGAGAAGGCCCUUCCCCAUCACGGGGUCCUGUCUCGUCCGGUCUGGCAGCCCUCAUCUGGCCAGGAGGCCAGCAAGGACUUCCGGUGCCACACUCGGGAGGGGUGAGGGCUUUGCUGGCUGCAGGGUUAGGAGUAGGCGCAGCCUGUGGGGCCCAGGAGAACCUUGGGGUGGGGAUCAAGAACAGGUCUGGGAGAGGGGGGAGCAUCAGGGCCACCUGCAGCCUCCACCCAGCCCAGCUCUGGAGGCUUUGCCCCCACCCCGCCCCCAUGGUAGGCGUGUUCCCUAGAGGCUGGUGGGGACCUGGGAGAGGGGCAUGUGCACACAUUUCAUGGGGAUGAUGGGGGACUCUGGGAGCCAGCCUGGGUGGGGGCUCAGAGGUGGGAGGGGCCCUGAGGCCUGAGGUGGUGGAAGGAGCUCACCUAUCUCAGGCCCAGGCCCUUGCCAGGUUCCUAGUCCCUGGCCGGAUACCCCAGGGUGGCCUGGGAUCCUGGAGAGUGCUCAGGAAACUCAGGAGGAGUGUGGACGCGGCUCCUCUCCUUCCACCCACUUCCCUGGCCCUGAGGGCAUUGCUGGGCCACCAUCCCAGACCUGGGGCAUGUGUCACAGGGCUGCCAGGAGGGCAUAGGGCCCAAGGAUUCCCCAGGGAUGCCAGCCCCCCUGUGGGCCCUCAGGACUGGUAGCCCUGGGCCCCCUGGCGCUUUGUAGGGAGGUGCUCAGCAGUGAUGGUUGUGUGCCUGUCACACCCACCCACCUGUGCCUCCCCCCACCUGCCACGCCCAUUGUCCUACACCCAGCGCACACUCCUCUCCACGCUGCGCACGUGAACCCGCCCGGGUCACACACCUGCCCUGCCAUGGUGACAGGACUGUGUGGGAUCUCUGCCUCCCUGCCUGAAGUUCCUGCCAUUGGGACCUGUCACAGGCACACAGGACACAGCUGGCUCACCCUCUUCUCUGACAGCACCUGGGCCAUCCCUGAUAGUGAUCAGCCCUGCUGAGGAAGGGUUAGGGUGGGCUGCAGGCUGGAGGCCAGGGAGAGGCCCUGGACCGGGCCUGGCAUUUACUCACCCUCCUCCCAUCCCACACUGUCCCGGAGCCUCCAUCUCCACCUGAGCCAGCUGGGUUGAUGCGGAUUUCCAGGCAUCCUCAGCGGGACCCAUGGCCUGGGGUCACCACCUUCCUGAGCUGCGUGGAUCUCAGCCAGGACUUCUCGUCCCUGAGAACAGAUUGGGGCUGGGAGUCCCAGCCCGUCCCUGGACCAGCCCUGCCAUCAGCUUGCCCAGCCUAGUUCCCUUUCUCUUCUGCGCUCUGAAUGUGCACUCCGCGUGUUCAGAUGCUCAUGGUUUCUGAUGAGAAGUUGGCUGUGUCUCUCACGGAGCCUCUCUCGGAGGUGAUGAGUGACUUUUCUCUUGCUGCCGUCAAGAUUCCUGGCUGUGGAUUGGAUGGAUGGGAAGCUCUGUCCCUGAACAGCCCUUGUGACUAUGGGGCUGUCCUUCCACAGUGUGCACUGAGGGUGCAGGCCAAACCUUUUAAAGAAUAAACAGAAAGAAAUCGGCUCUUUCACUUCUUGCAAGUUGGUGAAAACAGACUCUUCCAGGGAAUUUUAACUUUUUAUCAUCCUAUUUACUCUGGAAAGCCUUGUCUCGUGUUUUAGAGCUUGUAGGGUUUAAUAAAACUAGUUAACAGCCAGGCACGGUGGUUCACGCCUGUAAUCCCAGCACUUUGGGAGGCCGUGGCGGAUAGGUCACUUGAGGUCAGGAGUUCGAGACAAUCCUGGCCAACAUGGCGAAACCCCGUCUCUACUAAAAUUACAAAAACUAGCCAGGUGUGGUGGUGGGCACCUGUAGUCCCAGCUACUGGGGAGGAGGCUGAGGCACGAGAAUCGCUUGAACUGGGGAGACUGAGGUUGCAGUGAGCCGAGUUCACACCACUGCACUCCAGCCUGGGUGACAGAGCUAGACGCUAUCUCAAAAAUAAAUAAAUAAAUAAAUAAAUAAAUAAAUAAAUGAAUAUAAAUAAAACUGGUUAAAAAUUGAGUCUCCCUGAAGUAGGUGCUCUUUCCCGUGAAAACUACUUUUUUGGUUUGGUUUGAAGGUAAGAAAGAGCGGGAGAAACUUUGCUCUUUUCAUUUAAUAAUUGUGUUCAGCCUGGCCGGGCGCGGUGGCUCACGCCUGUAAUCCCAGCACUUUGGGAGGCCGAGGUGGGCGGAUCACCUGAGGUCGGGAGUUUGAGACCAACCUGACCAAUAUGGAGAAACCCUGUCUCUACUAAAAAUACAAAAUUUUUAGCCGGGCAUGGUGGCGCAUGCCUGUAAUCCCAGCUACUCGGGAGGCUGAGGCAGAAGAAGCGCUUGAACCCGGGAGGCGGAGGUUGCAGUCAGCCGAGAUCGUGCCAUUGCACUCCAGCCUGGGCAACAAGAGUGAACUCCGUCUCAAAAAAAAAAAAAAAAAAAAAAAUUGUAUUCGGCCUAUGAUGAAAUAUUUUAUUAUUAGAUAGCAGUGUCACUAAUAAGUUUUAAGUUGUCCAGAGUUAAUUGUGAAUAUCAGAACAGGAUUCUUAUAACAAAAGCAGUUGUCUUAAGAUGAAUGGCUCAUAUUUGGGUGCAGUAUUUGAUGCCCAAAAGAACAAACAUAAACCAAAAAAAAAAAAAAAAAAAUUCCAGACUGUCCCCUUUGGAUGCCAGUUGAAUCUGUGUCUUGUGCCCCCUGAGGGUCUGCCCGGUCACAUCCCCUUGUCUUCUCUAGGGUUCACGGGGAUCCUUCUCAUCCUCUUCUAGGUACCAGGUUCCAUUAGUUUUGUCUGUCAGUCUUGUCACCAGGGAGCUGGAGACCUGGAGGGGAGCCCUGAUGUCUGGGACAGUGCUUGUCAGUGGAUGGGCUUUUGCAUAGGGGGAUGGGGUAGGGAGUGAGUCAUUGCAUUAUAGACUUGGACUAGGUGGAUGCUAUUUUUCAUGGUGGUGGUGAUGGGAGAAGCUGUUGGGUUAUUUCACAGAGGAAGCCCGAGCUCCCUGCUGAAGAUGAUAAAUGAUGCACAGAUUUCAAUCCAUCCUACGGCUUCAGCCUCCAGUCCUGGUCCCACACAUCUCCUGGAGCAGAGCCUGAUUCCCAGCCUCUGUAGCUGGUUGAGGAGCAAAUAGGUUUCCCUGUCCUGACUCCACCUUGGAGCACCUUCCCUUGAGACCCACCAGGCUCUCUUUCAGUCACAGCAUCUUCCUCCUGCUCCAUGUGGUUGAAAUCUCAGGUCCUCUAAGGAUCCCUCCUCAUUCUCUGUUAGUGUGAGGUGGGACUUUUUUUUUUGUUUUGAGAUGGAGUCUUGCUCUGUCGCCCAGGCUGGAGUUCAGUGGCAGGAUUUCAGCUCAGUACAGCCUCGGCCUCCCGGGUUCAAGUGACUCUCCGGCCUCAGCCUCCCAAGUAGCUGGGAUUACAGGCACCUGCCAUCACUCCCAGCUAAUUUUUUAUAUUUUUAGUGAAUACAGGGUUUCAUCAUGUUGGCCAGGCUGGUCUCUAACUCCUGACCUUAAGUGAUCUACCCGCCUCAGCCUCCUAAAGUGCUAGGAUUAUAGGUGUGAGCCACUGCACCUGGCCUGUGAGGUGGGAAGUUUCAAUACUCCCUUAGCCUUGGUUUGGUCACCAGAAGGAGGGGACAUGAGUGAAGGUCCCAGUCCACCCUAUGCAAGCAGAAGCCUCUUUGGUUUUAGUUUUAAAGGUGCAUUGACCCAUGUACCUUUGCAUGGACAUGUUCUUAUUUGGGGUUACCUUUGUGUUGACUUUGUGUGGCCAGGACCCUGGAGAUGAGGCCAGGAUGGCCGACUCCAACCCCUUAGCUGCUUCCUUGCCCUGUAUGGAGCAGCUCAGCCUGGGAUGCAGGAGCAGCUGUGUCCCUCCGCUCCCGCCAGGCCUCUCCCCCUGCCUUCUGGGACUGGAAGUUCCUAGGAGUCCGGAAGUGCUGAGCUGCAGGAGGCUUCUCAUGGCCCCAGGACACACCCAUCACCCCAUCUAUAUUGAGAUGUUAUCUAGAGAGACGCCUGUAGUAAAAUCCGCUCUGUGACGGUGGUGUAUAAACAUUUUCUGUGCAAGGACCUUGCCCUCCUUUUCAAAAAAGUAAGUAUGACUCCCACAUGAAAAUUUUCUUCUACAACACGACAUACGUUCAUUGUGGUACAUUUAGGAAAUUUAAAUGAUUUAUUUCUUAUAAAACAUCAUCUGUUUUUCUACUGGACCUGGCUUUUAUAAAUCAUGCGGUGAUAAAUAAUAUGGCAGUUAGAGCUGGGUGCACUUGGCUCCUGCCUGUGGUCCCAGCUGGCUGGGAGGCAGAGGCAGGAGGAUUGCUUGAGGCCAGGAUUCCAGGCUGCAGGGAGCUAUGACUGCCAGUGCACUCCAGCCAGGGUAACACAGCGAGACCCUGUGUUAGCCUGUUUUCACGCUGCUGAUAAAGACAUCCCCAAGACUGGGAAGAAAAAGAGGUUUAAUUGGAUUUACAGUUCCACAUGGCUGGGGAGGCCUCAGCCUCCCACAUGGCUGGGGAGGCCUCCCACCAAAAGGCACUUUCAUGGUGGCGGCAAGAGAAAAAUGACAGAGAUGCAAAAGCAGAAACCCCCGAUAAAACCAUCAGAUCUUGUGAGACUUAUUCACUACCAUGAGAACAGUGUGGGGGAAACUGCCCCCAUGAUUCAGAUUCUCUCCCACUGGGUCCCUCCCACAAAAUGUGGGAAUUAAGGGAGUACAGUUCAAGAUGAGAUUUGGGUGGAGACACAGAGCCAAACGAUAUCAUUCUGCCCCUGGCCCCUUCAAAUCUCAUGUCCUCACAUUUCAAAACCAAUCAUGACUUCCCAACAGUCCCCCAAAUUCUUAACUCAUUUCAGCAUUAACCCAAAUCCAGAGUCCAAAGUCUAAUCUGAGACAAGGCAAGGCCCUUCCACCUAUGAGCCUGUAAAAUCAAAAGCAAGUUAGUUACUUCCUAGAUACAAUGGGGGUACAGGUAUUGGGUGAAUACGGCCAUUCCAAAUGGGAGAAAUUGGCCAAAACAAAGGGGUUACAGGACCCAUGCAAGUCCAAAAUCCAGCGGGGCAGUCAAAUUUUGAAGCUCCAAAGUGAUUUCCUUUGACUCCAUGUCUCAUAUCCAAGUCACAGUGAUGCAAGAGGUGUGUUCCCAUAGUCGUAGGCAGCUCCACCCCUGUGGCUUUGCAGGGCAUAGCUCCCCUGCUGGCUUCUUUCAUGGGCUGGCAUUGAGUGUCUGCGGCUUUUCCAGGCACCUUGUACAAGCUGUCAGUGUAUCUACCAUUCUGAUGUUUGGAGGAUGGUGGCCUUCUUCUUACAGCUCUACUAGGCAGUACCCCAGUAGGGAUACUGUGUUUGGGCUCUGACCCCACAUUUCCCUUCUGCACUGCCCUAGCAGAGGUUCUCCAAGAGGGCCCCUCCCCUGCAGCAAACUUUUGCCUGGGCAUCCAGGCAUUUUCAUACAUCUUCUGAAAUCUAGAUGGAGGUUCCCAAACCUCAAUUCUUGACUUCUGUACACCCGCAGGCUCAACACCACAUGGUAGCUGCCAAGGUUGGGGUUUGCACUCUCUGAAACCAUGGGCUGAGCUGUACCUUGGCCCCUUUUAGCAAUGGCUGGAGUGGCUGGGACACAAGGCAGCAAGUCCUAGGCUGCACACAACAUGGGGACUUUGGGUCCAGCCCACAAAACCAUUUUUUGCUCCUAGGCUUCUGGGUCUGUGAUGGGAAGACCAAUGACAUGCCCUGGAGACAUUUUCCCCAUUGUCUUGGGGUUAAACAUUCCCCUCCUUGUUACUUAUGCAAAUUUCUGCAGCCAGCUUGAAUUUCUUCUAAAAAAAUGGGUGUUUCUUUACUGCAUCGUCAGGCUGCAAAUUUUCCAAUUUUUUAUGCUCUGUUUCCCUUUUAAAAUGGAAUGUUUUUAAACCCAAGUCACCUCUUGAACGCUUUUCUGCUUAGAAAUUUCUUCUGCCAGAUACCCUAAAUUAUCUCUCUCAAGUUCAAAGUUCCACAAAUCUCUAGGGCAGGGGCAAAAUGCCGCCAAUCUCUUUGCUUAAACAUAACAAGAAUCACCUUUGCUCCAGUUCCCAACAAGUUCCUCAUCUCCAUCUGAGACCACAUCAGCCUGGACCUUAGUAUUCAUAUCACUAUCAGCAUUUUUAUCAAAUAUUAAACAAAUUUCUAGGAGGUUCCAAACUUUCCCACAUUUUCCUAUAUUCUUCUGAGCCCUCCAAACUGUUCCAACCUCUGCCUGUUACCCAGUUCCAAAGUUGCUUCCACAUUUUCGGGUAUGUUUUCAGCAACACCCCACUCCCAGUACCAAUUUACUGUAUUAGUUUGUUUUCAUGCUGCUGAUAAAGACAUACCUGUGACUGGGAAGAAAAAGAGGUUUAAUGGGACUUGUAGCUCCACAUGGCUGGGAGGCCUCAGAAUCAUGGCCUGAGGCAAAAGUUAUGUGGUAGCGGCAAGAGAAAAUGAAGGGUGCAAAAGCGGAAACCCUCGAUAAAACCAUGAGAUCUCGUGAGACAUAUUCACUACCAUGAGAACAAUAUGGGGGAAACUGCCCCCAUGAUUCAAAAUAUUUCCCAUUGGGUCCCUCCCACAACACGUGAGAAUUAUGGGAGUACAAUUCAAGAUGAGAUUUCGGUGGGGACACAGAGCCAAACCGUAUCAGACCCCGUCUCUACAAAAACAAAAACAAAAUAAAAAAAAGUAGCUACGUGUUUGGGCCUGGCUUUCAUUAUUUACCAAGGAUCAAGACCUGAACAUGAAAAUGGCAGGCCAAGGGUUCCUGCCUUUGGAUGCACAUGGCCACCUUGCCCACUAGAACAUCUGUGCCAAGCAGUGUUCCCAUCAAUCAUAGGAAAAUACCAUUUCCCGCAUCCUUACCAACCCUAGGUAUUGCCAAUAAGAAAACAAAGUCUGUAUCAAUUUGAUGAAAAUAAUUUGAAUGUGUGCAUUUGAUGAGCUGUGAGAAUGAGAAUCUUUUGCAUGCAUUGGCCAUGGGCUUCCCUUUUGUGAGUUGCCUGUGAAUGUCCUUUUCCCAGUUUACUAGUUUGGGAUUGAAUAUUCUUACACAUUUAUUUGGUGAAGAACUUUUAUUUCAAAUUAUGAAAGAAAAAAAUACUUGCUAGAAUUCUGAUUUGAAGUGCUUUCAAAUUCUGUGUUAAUUUGGAGCUGACACCCUUUAAUAUUGAGUCCUGGCUUUGAGGGUCUGGUGCGUUUCCUCCAUUCACUGAAGUUUUAUUUUACAUCUCUCAGUAAAGCUUUAUGGAUUAGGGUCUUCAGAAGCCUUACUUGUUUUUCUGGCUCUAUUUUCUUGUCCAGAAACUCCACCACUGUGCUAAAGAGACAGUGGUGGAGGUGCUGGGCGUGCUGCUUUUCUCCUGGCUCUAAUGGGAAGGCCAAGAGGCAGGUCAGGGUCAGACUCCACCUUGAGUCUGGCAUUGGCUGUUGGCAUCAUGAGGACCCCACGUAUUGUACUUUGAUAAAGUUAAUAAAUGGAAUUCUCCUUUACCUCAA